AUGUAUGACACUGAACAGAGCAGGCUCUUCAACUUAACCGACAAAGGUUACAAGGACAAUAAGCAGCACGAGCCUGAGGAUGCUAUUGUGGACCGUGGAGACCAAGUGAAGAGUAAACGACUUAUAAGGAAGAGGAACGUGUCUCCUUUGAAUGUUACCAAGAGAGGACUUACUAGAUUUCACUCGAUAAAAGCAGAAACUUCUAGGAGCGCUUGUGGUACCGAAUCGGGAUACUCUGUUAUCCUAUCUAAUCGGGAAACACAACACAACAGAUGGUUGGAGAAGCUACUUCAAUCAAUUCAACCUGUUGCAGUUCUUGUGGGUGAUGCAUCAUCUGACUGGACAGAUACAGCCGCUCAUGCGGUGGUUACUAUUGAGACAGGUGCUCAUGAGACGCUUUCUGCAUAA
Molecule: messenger RNA, 408 nt
Organism: Striga asiatica
Lineage: Eukaryota; Viridiplantae; Streptophyta; Magnoliopsida; Lamiales; Orobanchaceae
Source: the annotation of a GenBank genome assembly